Messenger RNA from Ctenocephalides felis (cat flea), 2760 nucleotides. RefSeq lists its product as uncharacterized. The transcript has 6 exons. NCBI's taxonomy places the organism in Eukaryota, Metazoa, Arthropoda, Insecta, Siphonaptera, Pulicidae. The record is from RefSeq and is a predicted model, not a curated record. The coding region runs from base 1 to 2760 and encodes 919 amino acids.
AUGCCACGAAUUCGCAGAGGGGCAAGUAAUUUUGGAAGACGUACUCGGCAAGCUCGAGCGAUCUAUGAACGAAGAUUGAAUAGGACCCAUGAACAACAUAUGAUGGACAAUAUGAAUUUGAGAGAGCAAGUAGCAAAUACACGUGCCAAUGAAAGUUUAGAGAGACGUACUCAACGACUGACAGAUAUGGCAUUAAGAAAUCGAGAGGUGCAAGGAAGUGCGACCGCCGCCAUUAGAGAAAAUAAUCAACGACGAGUUAAUAAUCACAGAGCACUGGUACGUGCAUCACUUUUGCGCCUGGCGUUUAAUUAUGAUCCUGAAAUUGAUUAUUCAUCACACUCUUUAAUUACCAUUGGUAAUAUGGACAAAAUGACGUCUUUUGGUGCUACGAAAGUAUUUGAAAAUGAAGAUGGUCGAAAUUUCGAAUCAACAUUUAAGAUACAAGGUCAAGUUUACCACCAAAUCGGUUCAUUGUUUCCCAUGCCUGAUGUGAAUCCGAAAUUCUUACAGAUUUAUUUUAUGGGCGAUGAUGAACGACAAACAAACAUGCGAUGCGAAUUUAAUCACAUACAGCUUAUGAAGGAAAGAGAUAUUACUCUUUCAAGUAGACUAGAAAACGAUGAUUACGCUAUUAUUAUUAGAGCAGACAAAGUGCCGGUUGGAGAACAUGCUGGCGCAUAUAAUGUUCCAACAGUCAAUGAAGUCGCGGUCGUAAUAGCUGGUGAUCUAUGUGAGGGGCGUGAUAUACGUAUACAACGGAGAGAUAAUACCAUGCAGAUAAUACAGGACAGUCAUCGUUCUUAUGAUGCUUUGCAGUAUCCAUUGAUAUUUUGGAAAGGUGAAGAUGGGUACCAUUUGAAUAUUAAACAAAGGGAUCCAAAUACAGGUGCAGAACUUGCCAAAAAAGUAAGUGCCAUGGACUUUUACUGCUACCGAUUAAUGAUUCGAGCUAAUGAAGAAAAUAACAUCCUUAAAUGCAGACAGCUAUUCCAUCAGUUCGUGGUCGACAUGUAUGUGAAAAUUGAGAGUGAGAGAUUGAGAUUCAUAAAGUUUAAUCAAGCCAAACUCCGCGCUGAGGAAUACAUACAUUUGCGUGAUGCAGUACUUGGUAAUGUAGAUGCAAUGAAUGAUAUUAGUCAUAUUGGUACUGCAUAUAUUCUUCCAUCUUCUUAUAUUGGAAGUCCGCGACAUAUGCAGGAGUACAUUCAAGAUGCUAUGGCUUAUGUUCGUGCAUAUGGCAGACCUGAUCUGUUCAUUACCUUUACGUGCAACCCCAAAUGGGAUGAAAUAAAAAAAUUGCUGAUGCCGGGACAAACAACGAUGGAUAGGCAUGAUAUAACUGCACGAGUUUUUAAACAGAAGUUGAAAUCAUUGAUGAAUUUGAUAACGCAUCAUUCUGUUUUUGGUGAAACACGCUGUUGGUUAUACUCAGUAGAAUGGCAGAAAAGAGGUUUACCCCAUGCACAUAUUUUGUUGUGGUUAAUUGAUAAGGUACGUUCUGUAGAGAUUGACAAUAUUAUCUCAGCAGAAAUUCCUGAUAAAAAUGUUGAUGAGGAAUUGUUCGAUAUUAUAACUACUAACAUGAUACAUGGUCCAUGCGGUACUCUCACCAUUAUGUCACCAUGCAUGGUGAAUGGAAAAUGUACAAAACAUUUUCCAAAAUCAUUUCAAAACGAUACUAUCACCGACAUUGAUGGUUACCCCGCUUAUCGGCGACGUGACGUUGACAAUGGUGGACAAUGUUUUGAAUUGCGACUGUCGAAUGGCGGGGUAAUAGAUGUUGAUAAUCGAUGGGUAGUUCCUUAUUCGCCUUUGCUAUGCAAAACCUAUAAAGCACAUAUAAAUGUCGAACUAUGCAGCUCGGUGAAGUCAAUAAAAUACAUAUGCAAAUAUGUUCAUAAAGGGAGCGACAAAGCGAUAUUUGCAAUUAAAAGUAUUAAUGAGAAUGAUGAAAUAACCCGAUAUCAAAUGGGUAGAUACGUCAGUAGCAAUGAAGCUAUUUGGCGUAUUUUUGGUUUUCCCAUACACGAAAGGAAUCCAUCUGUGGUACAUUUGGCUGUGCAUUUGGAGAACGGUCAGCGGGUAUACUUCACAGAAAACAAUAUAUUACAACAAGCUUUGACUGCUCCGAAGACCACUCUAACUGCAUUUUUUAAACUUUAUUGGGUACCUAGAAAACGAGGUAUUCCUGUUUUAGGAUUCGAAGGCAUAUAUAUGACAAACAAUUUGGGUAGAUUGUAUACUGUUCAUCCUAAGCAACGAGAAUGCUUUUAUUUACGUUUGUUGUUGAUUAAUGUUAUAGGACCAAGAUCAUUCCAAAAUUUGAGGACAGUCAAUGGAAUUUUAUAUGAAACUUUUUAUGAUGCGUGCCGUGAGUUGCACUUAUUGGAGAAUGAUAAUCAAUGGGACAUGACUCUUGCAGAUGCAGCACUGAUUUCAUCUGCACAUCAAAUUCGACAAUUAUUUGCAAUAAUAUUAACAACAUGUUUUCCAUCAGAUGCAUCUGCACUAUGGAAUACACAUAAAGACCCAAUGACACCGAGCCGAGCAGCAGUAGAUAUCAUGAACAGCGAUGUUCAACGUGAACACCAGUUUGAUAAAACUGCUUUAGCUACUUUUGUUGCUAAUAAUGAAAUAUUGCUUACUGCCGAGCAACAAAGUGUAUAUGAUCAAAUCAAUACGUCAAUUGAGGCACAGCAGGGCGGAUUCUUUUUUUGGACGCACCCGGAGGCACUGGCAAAACAUUUAUUAUUUCACUGA